UACAAACCUUUCGAUCUUCCCACUCAAUCUAAAUCAAAUCACAAAGCAAUUCCCGAGAAUCUUUCGUUUUCCAUUUACCCAUCAAUUCACAUCAUCUUUUCCUUCCAUCUUCAAUCUUCUGCCAUCAAUAUCUUAAUGAUGCCUUUUAAUUUCUACUUUGCACUGAUUCUAUUCCUCCUAAUUUCUCCCUCUUUUUCUCUCUCCAAUUCUUCUUCCCUAUUUAUACCCAAUUUCCGAUCAGCAAUCAUGCCUGGAAAACGCAACUUCUCCGAUUUUUCUUUCUCUGAAUCUCAAUCCUCGAUAAUGGCUGGCAAUUCUAAUAACAAGAAAUUGCGAAGACUUCCUCAUAUUUUUAGCAAAGUAUUGGAACUUCCUUUAAAUUCAGAUGCUGAUGUUAGUGUCCAAGAAUUGCCUGAUUGUUUUAAAUUUAUUGCGGAAAUUGAGGAUAGUGAAAUUGUUAAUGGCGGUGUUAGAGCUCAUGUUGUUAAGUAUUAUCCUGGGAUUACCAAAAUUGUGAUUCGGAGGAGGGAGAAUCUUUCUCAGCCCAUUAUUGACGAGCUUGAACUUGAUGUAUGGCGGUUUCGGCUUCCUUCUUCUGCACGGCCAGAGCGUGCAACAGCGGUUUACGCGCAUGGAAAGCUGGUUGUGACCGUGCCGAAGAAUCGCUGGCGUGAGGAUGGCAGAAACGGUGGUGAUUGUAAGGGUGGUUUGAAGGGUGAUAUCGAAAAUCUUGUUCUUGUACAGUAAUUGCUUCAUUAUUUGAGUUUUAUAAUAAAAAGAUUUAGUUUUUUUUGUUAAUUAAUUUCAAGAUUUGGAAGUUCAUGAGAUUUAGUGAUUUAGUUCGAUUUUCUUUGUAAAUUAAUUUCUUCUUUCUUAGUCUAUAAAAAUUAUGUUUACGGCUUACCUUAUAAUCAAAACAUAAUUCGAAUGUGAACACUAAUAUUUGUAAUUAAUUUGUAUAAGUAAUAUUUUUUUGCUACUUUUUUUUUGUUUUUUUGAGAUGAAUAUUUUUUUUUCUACUUACACCAAAAUUAAUUUGAUUUUAUUUUAUACAUCUCGCUAUAUAACUUUAUAAUAUUAAUUUAUAAUUAUAUUAGUUAUUUCUAGAUAUAAACAAUUUGAAAAAACAUUAAACAUUUAAAAAGAUAACAUAAAAUUAUUGUAAGAUUAUUAGAUCAACAAUACAACAUUAAACCAUCCCAAGAUUAAUAGGAUAACUGUGAGAACAAUCAAGUUGAUCACUUGAGAACAAUUAUAACAAAAAUUUCAAGAGUAUAAUAACACAAGUUUGCGAGGAAAAAAGUGUCUUUUUUUUUUUAAAAAAAAAAACAUAGCUCCUUUAAGCAAUGUGGAGCAACAUUCAUAGUAGACAAUCAAAAUACUAAUAAACUCUAAUUUAACACUGAAUUUUAAACCCUAAUUUAACACUGAAUCUUAAACCCUAAUUUAACAAAAUAAAAAUCAAAAAUCAAAUUAAAACAAUACAUACUCAUCAUAUACCUUAAAUUAACACAAUAAAACCAUUUAUAUUCCAUAUAUAAAUAAAUUCUAAUUAAAUACUGAAAUAAAUGGCCCCAAAUAAUAUUAAGUGGUGAAAUUUAGGCCGUGUGAUUUAUUUGUUAACUUUUUUAUAUGUGAAGUAAUAUAAUGUUAUAAUAUAUUUUAUCUUGAAUAUUUUUCUUAAAUUGGAAAAUUUUUUAUCUUUUAAUAUACCAUGAUUAGACCACUAACACCUUCAAAUAAGAAAAAUAUUCAUACAUACAACUUCAAUCAAAGCUAAGCUUAACCAUAAAUAGUAAAAAAAAAUAAGCUAAUUUGAGGCAUUAAGUUGGAACUAAUUAUCUAAAAACAUAGUUUUUUAAACAAAACCUUUCAUAAAAUUCUUAAAAAAUUUUUUUUUAUAAAAAAAAAAAGAGAAAAGAAAUGGCAAAUUAUUGUCAAAUCUUUUUUCUCUUAUUUAUAAUCAUAAUCCCUAAAUCAACAUCAUUUGACACAAAUAAUCCCUCAAAAUUAGUGCAAGAAAUAUGCAAAAGAACAGAAAAAAAAGAAUCAAUUUCAUAUUCAGAUUGCAUAUCAGUAUUUAACACUGGGGCCGCAUGGAAUGGAGAUCUACGAUCCUUAUCAUAUUACACCAGAGAUUUUGCUGAUAAUAAUGCAACAUCUACCUUAGAUAAAAUCAAUACCCAAUUGAUACCAAAUCAACCCGACCCGUAUAUUCAAGAGGUAUUGAAUGUUUGUAAGGAUGCAUUUACCCGAUUACAAGAUGAAUUAGUUAAUCGGGUUAACCCAAUGAUUGUGGAAAAGGGUACUUUUAGAGAAGCUAAAGCUUGGGUUGAUUAUGGUAUUGGGUUGAUGGAUAGUUGUAAAUCGGUUUGUAAUGCUCAACCUAAUACUAUAUGUUUGUUAGAUAAUGAUGUUAGGGAUACUAAAGCUAUGUUGAUUUUUCUUGAUAUUGUGCUUCAA
Messenger RNA from Amaranthus tricolor (Joseph's coat), 2463 nucleotides. RefSeq lists its product as uncharacterized. The record is from RefSeq and is a predicted model, not a curated record. The coding region runs from base 136 to 747 and encodes 203 amino acids. Lineage: Eukaryota; Viridiplantae; Streptophyta; Magnoliopsida; Caryophyllales; Amaranthaceae. The transcript has a single exon.